Messenger RNA from Rosa rugosa (rugosa rose), 768 nucleotides. RefSeq lists its product as uncharacterized. The record is from RefSeq and is a predicted model, not a curated record. The coding region runs from base 1 to 768 and encodes 255 amino acids. The transcript has a single exon. Gene Ontology annotation, molecular function: protein dimerization activity. Lineage: Eukaryota; Viridiplantae; Streptophyta; Magnoliopsida; Rosales; Rosaceae.
AUGGAUAUUGAUGCUGCUCUUAAAGAAUUAAAAGGACUUAUUUUGUUUCUUGAAGAGUAUAGAGAGUCCAGGCUUGAUAUGGCCAUGGAUGAAGCUAAACAAAUGGCAAGUGAAUUGGGAAUUGAAGCUGUAUUCCGGGAAAAACGCAUCAUUCGAAGAAAGAAGCAAUUUGAUGACAGUGGCACUAAUGAGGUAAUGCAAUCAUCUGAAGAAUCUUUUAGAGUCAAUUACUUCCUCUUUAUAAUUGAUCAAGCUCAUUCUUCACUUCAAACUCGGUUCGAACAAUUUCAAAAAUAUGAAGAAAUCUUUGGGUUUUUAUUUAGUUUGGAGAGGUUAAAGUCUGCUGAUGAUCAUAGUUUAAUGAUGUCCUGUGACAAUCUUGAAAAUUCUUUGACACAUAAUGGCCAUUCAGAUAUUGAUGGAUAUGAUUUAUUUUUGGAGUUAAAAAUCUUGAAGUGCUCUUUACCAAGAGAAACAAAAAGAGCAAUUGAUGUGCUGAAUUAUUUGAAGAAGAUGGAUGGUUGUUUUCCGAAUGCUUAUGUUGCUUACAGAAUCUUGCUGAGUAUACCAGUUACAGUUGCAUUUGCAGAAAGAAGCUUCUCCAAGUUGAAGUUGAUCAAGACUUAUCUUCGAUCAACUAUGUCACAAGAAAGAUUGAAUGGAUUGGCUAUGUUAUCAAUUGAGAAAAAAGUGGUUGAAAAACUUGAUUACACAAACUUAAUUACUACGUUUGCCUCCAAAACUGCAAGGCGAGUGGUAUUUAAGUAA